GAUGCCAGGCAACACGGGGCUUCCUCCUGCCAAGAACAGGGCUCAGUCCUGACCACGGAGGCUGGCCGGUCAGAUCUGCUGAGGUAGGCCCAGACCUCCGAGGUGCCCGAGUCAGAACAAACAAAACAGCUGGGAAAACACAUCACACAAGACUCUGAAGGAAACCAACAGGAGGCAGUGAGAGAGGGUGCUGUGGGGGUUCUCGUCUGAGGCCCCUGAACAGAAGGGAACCUGGAUUUAUGAGGCGUGGGAGGAGGGAGAGAGACGGAGACAGAGCAUCCACCGGUGGUCCCGAGCUGACCUGCCUGAAAAGUACAGGACUGAAAACAGAGACAGAACUUGGAGUUUGUCCCAAAAAACAUCUAGGAAAUUCAGUGUCCUCACGGGGAGCAUCUCCGAGUGGGGGGAGGGGGUGGGUUUCCCUGCCCCCGGGCUGGCCCGGUGCCGUGUCGGCAGGUGGACUCUGGCCUCUGCACCACCGCCAGGUCGGGAUGGCCACGCGCACCCCGGUCCUGCUGCUGCUCCUGCUGCUUGCGCUCCUGGCCCCACAUCGCGCCCAGCCCACAGGCGGCCGCGUGCGAGGAGCCUGGGGCCCACGUCUUCUGGAGCAGGAAGCAGAGCUCCUCCCCAGUAUGAGCGUGUUUCUUCCCGCCUCAAAAGCAAGUGAAGUUCUGGUGAGAUGGAAGCGGGCUGGCUCCUACCUUCUGGAAGAGCUCUUCCAGGGAAAUUUAGAAAAAGAGUGUUAUGAAGAAAUCUGUGUCUAUGAAGAAGCCAGAGAAGUGUUUGAAAACGAUGCCCCCACUGCCGAGUUCUGGAAGACGUACAUGGGUGGCUCCCCGUGCAUCUCCCAGCCCUGCCUCAACAAUGGGUCCUGCCAGGACAGCAUCCGCAGCUACACCUGCACCUGCGCCCCGGGCUACGAGGGCCGUGACUGCGCCUUCUCUAAAAAUGGGUGUCACCCCUCGAGGACCGACGGGUGUCAGCACUUCUGCCACCCGGGACCAGAGUCCUACACGUGCAGCUGUGCGGAGGGGCACACGCUGGGCCCAGACCACAAAUCCUGCCUCCCACACGAGAGCUGUGCAUGCGGGACCCUCACGCCGCAGAGAAGCAAGCAGGAGCUUCAGGUGUUCCCGUGGCAGGUGAAACUAGCAAAUUCCGAAGGGAAAGACUUCUGUGGCGGUGUCAUCAUACAGGAAAACGUGGUGCUGACGACAGCAGGGUGUUCGCUGCGGUACAGAAACAUCAGUGUGAGAGCAACUCCCACGCUAGUGAGGUCAUGUAGAAAGUCAGAAGCAGACGUGAAACACCUAGACGUCUGCACACAGCAAGCAGACAGACCCCAGUGCUGAGUCCGAGGAGGAGG
Molecule: messenger RNA, 1366 nt
Organism: Vicugna pacos (alpaca)
Lineage: Eukaryota; Metazoa; Chordata; Mammalia; Artiodactyla; Camelidae
Source: RefSeq, a predicted model, not a curated record